UCAAAUUACUAAUUCAUUUCAACUAGUCAUAAAAAAAAAUAUGUAUUAUAAAUCAUUUUGAUAGCCUUUGAAACUGAAGCUAACAAAUUGUUUUAAUUUUUUGAGCUUCAUUUUAUUAUUGACUUAGGGCAGUUGGUUACCAUGGAGAGUGGACACAGGCAGGUGGAAAGGCAUUGCUGUUUAAAAAGUGACAUAGGUUUCUUAGAUCUGCUUCAUGGCCAUCAAUAGAUGUGACUGGUGCUUUCCCCUCUAAGUGCUGUUUUAUCUAAAAUAAUACAGUGGCAAGGUUUAGGACAGAUGGUUCUGUUUAGUCUAAGAGAAAUGGCUUCAGAGCUGAAGGAUGAGAUAAGAUGUAUGCCAUACUGGUUCAAAUUCCGUAGUCAGCAUGUCUGGGAAGAAAUUACAACAGGUUUCAUGGUCACUCCCAGAAAUUAGGCUACCUUGGAGCUAUUAUAAGGAGGAUUCUUACUUUGUCUAGUUAGAACAGUUUUGGCAGGGCUCCUAAAUGCAUGUCUGACACUGUAAAACUGUUCUCUCUUGUCAAGGUUCUAAUAAAUGUGGUUGGGUGACAAUUGUUAAUCUCCUUCUUAGUUACUACUAUGGACAAGAGAAACACAGUUUUGUAAAUUUAUUUGGUUCGUACUUUGAAUAUUGUUGUGAUGUCUUUUUUUUUAGACCAAAUAAUAUAUUAUGAAAUAACUUAGUGUUCUUGUUUAAUGUAGAAGAGUCCAGACUCUCAAAAAAGGAGUCGGAUCCAAUCGUUGAAAUGAACGAGUUAGCUGACCGUGACGGCUCGUUCGCGACCGACACAUCGGUGUUUCAUAUUCUGUCUGUAGUUUGCACAGUGUACACACGUUGCCACGCCGGUACAAGUAAAGCAAUAUAAAUGUAAUUAAAGGGCAGUUGUUCUUUUGGUAUUUGCAGAAUUUAGUUAAGUAGAACGAGAGAUUACACAGAUCAGUUAAAUGUUAACGCCAAAGCCGGACUGAAAACGUGGAGGAGACAGUAGCAGCUAAAGGCUGCAUUAUAUCCGUGGAAAAGAUUUCUAGUUUGUAAUUCGGCGCACAAGGAGGUCUCCAAUAACAAUAUUAAACGGAGACCUGCAGCCAUGGCAGGCAAAGGCCGUGGGGUGGCUGCCUUUACCUUCAACAUAGAGGCUCUGGGCAUCGGCAGAGGUAGCAUGCCAGAAGCCAGGGUGGGGCCCAGCCCACUGUAUCCAAACACUGAUUUUAAACCAGUUCCACUGAAAGUUGGUGAAGAUGAAGACUACAUGCUGGCCCUGAAGCAGGAAAUGAGAGGGACCAUGCAGCGGCUGCCUCACAAUAUCAAAGUUCAGUCGAACAGAGCAGAAGUGGAAAAAUACACAGAGAGAUACCUGAAGCAGAGCCAGAUGGAAGAUGAGGGAUGGACUCCAGACUGGAACCUUUUUCCAAAAGAACUGAAGCCUCGAACUAAAAAACCUCGAACUAAAGGAACAAAGAAUAAGAAGACUGUGAAAGUUUCGAGCAAAGAGGCGGUGGAUGUUCUGAGCAAACUAGAUGUACUGGCAAAGAACGAUGAUGGAAACGCUGAAAAGUCAGACGAUGAGGCAGAGAAGAAAACAGGAAAUGAGGAUGAAGAAAUAGAAGAGGAAGAGUAUGAGGAAGAAGACCUUGAAGAGGACAACGACUAUAUUGAAAGUUAUUUCGAUAAUGGUGAAGAUUUCGCUGCUGACAGUGAUGACAACAUGGAUGGUGAAGCAACAUAUUGAAACGACGGGACUCCGCCUGCCAGAGUUCUUUGGUUAAAACGUUUGUUAUUUAAGUUAACACUUUUAGCAGAGCUAUACUUUAUUUCAUGUUCUUUGAAGAACCCUGUAAAUAAGUGUGUGAACAUUUGCAGAAUCAAGAAUGUAUUGAAAAUAUAUUUAUUUAUUCUUCAUGAUGGACCGGUUUGAAGGCACAUAUUGUCAAUUUCAAAAUUAUGCUGACAGAGAAAAUCAAGGUAACACUGUGAUGAAAUAAAAGGGCUAUAUAACAAGGUC
Messenger RNA from Girardinichthys multiradiatus, 2023 nucleotides. RefSeq names its product polymerase (RNA) III (DNA directed) polypeptide G (gene polr3g). The record is from RefSeq and is a predicted model, not a curated record. Gene Ontology annotation, cellular component: RNA polymerase III complex. NCBI's taxonomy places the organism in Eukaryota, Metazoa, Chordata, Actinopteri, Cyprinodontiformes, Goodeidae. Gene Ontology annotation, biological process: transcription by RNA polymerase III. The coding region runs from base 1109 to 1750 and encodes 213 amino acids. The transcript has 8 exons.